CAUAAAGACGCGUGUGUUGGUUGUGUCGGUGGUGUUAACCCAUGAUUAGAGGGGAAUGAGUGCGAGGAGAGAGAGAACGGAUCGAUCUUAUGCUAUUAGUCAACGAACGCUAUCGUGCAGUGGAAACGGGGGCUCCAGUUAUGCGAUUUUUCCUGGAUCUAUAAUAAAAAAGAUCUGCAUGUAAAAAGGGUGUAUCUGGGGAUCGCGAUUCCACGUUGAGAAUUCGCGUUCUUCGGUGCUCGGGUUUAAUAAAAGAAAAAAGAAAACAACUGUGUAUAAUAAGUCGUCCUAUCAAAAGAAUUGGUGGGGAUUGACUCGUGUGGACGACGGCUCUCUGUGGUGUGGGGAAACUUGAAAGUAAAGGAAAGCAAAGCGGAAAUAUAAGAAGAAUAAGAUAUAAAAAUAAGAAGAAGAAGAAGAAGAAGAAGAAGAAGAAGAAGAAGAAGAAAAAGAAAAAAAAGCUAUUAAGUAAAGAGAAGUUAAGGACAGCGGAAGAACGGAAAGAUUGGCCGGUUUAACGGCGGUGGAGGACUCUAUUGGGGUUUGGGUGGAGGAUAAGCGAGGAAGGGAAAAGGAAAGUUAAGUAAAGAAGGGCUUGGCUACCGUUAGUUCAUCGUUUUCGAGGAAUAUCGUCUUCGUAACGGGGAAGCUAUCCGCCGAACGGAAGGACCGUUCAUUCGUUUUUUCACUCUCUCUUUCUCCUUUUCUCUCUCUUCUUCCCUCCCUCUUAAGAAGGCGGUUUUACAGCUACGGCACGUUAAAGGAACACUCCUGCUAAAAUACCGGGGCAGUAUCGGAUAAUAAUUAUCACCUACGACAUUUGUGUGUUUUUGUGUAAUAGGUCGUAGCGUCGAAUACGUAAAAUAAAAAAUGGCGGAUACAAGUCAGCAGGAACUUUCGGAACCUCAUACAAAUGGGGCAAUGGAUGGGCUUACAGAGGAAGAAAAAAGCAAAAUAAGGCCUGCAGACAUUGAUGCUGACAUGAGAGAAAUGGAAAGAAGAAAGAGAGUCGAAAUGAUGAUGAAUUCACGAUUAUUCAGGGAAGAAUUGGAACGUAUAAUUGAAACGCAAAUGAAAGAUGGCGCCGGACCCUCAGGUCUUUUACAACAGAUCUCCGAUAUGAUGGGUGCACAAGGAGCACGUUUCAAUGGAAAUGUAUUUAAAAAUUCUAAUUGUGUCGUGCCUAUCAAUGAUAUUCGCGGAGUCGAGAGUAUGGGCUAUGCGAAAGGUGAAAAGUUAUUGCGUUGUAAACUUGCUGCGGUAUUUAGAUUACUCGAUUUAUAUGGAUGGACACAAAAUGUAGGCGGUCAAAUGACGGCCCGCUUAAAUCAGGAUCAAGAACACUUUUUGGUUAAUCCUUUUGGAUUACUUUAUCACGAAAUAACGGCUUCUAGUUUGAUUAAGGUCGAUAUGCAAGGUUCUGUCGUUGAACAAGGAACAACAAAUUUUGGUAUACAUCUUAUGGGAUUUCAAUUACAUUCAACGAUACAUGCUGCUCGACCUGACAUCAAAUGUAUCAUUCAUAUUUCUACUCCGUCCGUUACUGCUAUUUCUUCCUUAAAAUGUGGUUUACUGCCAAUUGGACAGGAAAGUAUAGUUAUCGGUGAAGUAAGUUCGCAUCAUUAUGUUGGUGGAAUGCUUGACCCAGAAGAAAGAGAGAAAAUUACUAGAAAUCUUGGUCCUAUAAACAAAGUCAUGUUAUUAACUAAUCGUGGUGCUCUCUGUUGUGGUGAAACAGUCGAAGAAGCGUUUUACAAUGUAUACAAUACUGUAUUGGCCUGUGAAACGCAAUUAAAAUUAAUGCCAGCUGGUCUAGACAAUUUAAAUCUUAUUUCGGAAGAAUCGAAGAAAACGAUUUUCGAAGCAUCAAGAAAGCCUCCAAUUCCUCAACAACAUAUUGCAGCACCAGAGUCAACAGUAAUUACUGAAAAAUUAGAAAAACGUUGGAGAAUAGGUGGAACUGAAUUUGAAGCGCUUAUGAGGAUGCUCGAUAAUGCCGGUUUUCGCACAGGUUAUAUAUAUAGAAAUCCACUUGUAAAAGGAGAGCCUCCAAAACCACGAAACGAUGUAGAGGUACCACCAGCAGUUUCAUCUUUGGGAUAUUUGCUCGAAGAAGAAGAAUUGUAUAAGCAGGGGCUUUGGAAAGGUGGUCGUAAAGGUACCGAUAGGUCACGUUGGUUAAAUUCACCGAAUGUGUAUCAAAAGGUGGAGAUAUUGGAAACUGGUACUCCUGAUCCGAAGAAAAUUACAAAGUGGGUGUCCGAUGGAUCUCCGACCCAUAGCAGUACCCCAGUGAAGAUUGAUGGUGCUCUCCAGUUUGUACCUAAAAACACUAAUCCGAAAGAAUUCAAACAAAUUCAACAGCAGAUAAAAGACUAUCGUAGAGCAGAUAAAAUAUCAGCUGGACCACAAUCCCACAUAUUGGAAGGUGUAACGUGGGAAGAAGCGAAAAAAAUGCAGGAUGCUACGAUCAGUGGUACUGGAGAGCAAGUUGUACUUGUAGGAGCAGCUAGUAAGGGUAUCAUACAAAGAGGGUUUCAACAUAAUGCAAUGGUUUACAAGACACCUUACGCCAAAAAUCCAUUUGAUGCCAUUACAGAUCAGGAAUUAGAUCAAUAUAAGAAGGAGAUAGAGCGCAAGCAGAAGGGCGAUCCUUAUGACGAAUCACAAUCGGAAUCUGAGGCAUUGUCGUCAUUUAACAUCAGUCGUGCAACACACGAAUCUAGCACUGCCAAGAGUCCAAUUCAAUCACCAGUCUCUGUUACAUCAGAGACUGAGGAAGAGAGUAGAGAUGAACCUAGAGUUUUACGGAUAGAAACGAAACAAGUGCCUGCGCCCAGUCAACCAGAAGUCGUUUUAAGUGACGCGUAUGCAACUACGGAGUUCCUCAAUGAAAUGAGACGUGCUGCGAUUGAAGCAGAAAGUGAUAUUAGCAGGCAAGGAGAAAAUACCGUAAACGGCGAUCACUCGGACGCCCAUCACAGUACAUUUUCUCAAAGUAGCAAGGAGGGUUCCAUGUCGCAGGACGUGAGUGUUAGCGAGGAAUCGCCGAAGAAGGAGAAAAAGAAGAAGAAGGGCCUUAGGACGCCAUCGUUUCUUAAGAAGAAAAAGGAAAAGAAGAAGUCGAUCGAGGCGUAGGUAGCCAUAUAAUGAAGACACUGCCACGAAGAAAAGCUUACCGUUAAUACGAAGAAGCGAACACGAAUUUUUUUCCGAGCUAAGCACGAAUGUGAAAUGUUGUAAACCUUUAGAAUCAUGGAAAAUGAAGGCACACACACUCAGACGACCAAUAA
This is a messenger RNA of Polistes dominula (European paper wasp), 3293 nucleotides long. It is a transcript of the gene hts, whose product is annotated as adducin 1-like protein hts. Gene Ontology annotation, molecular function: actin filament binding. Lineage: Eukaryota; Metazoa; Arthropoda; Insecta; Hymenoptera; Vespidae. The record is from RefSeq and is a predicted model, not a curated record. Gene Ontology annotation, cellular component: cytoskeleton; postsynaptic density; plasma membrane.